CGCCCUCCGUAUGAAAGCUCGGCGGUCCACAUCUUCUUCUUCAGGAGAACGACUUAUCGGGAAAAAAUCUGGGUCGGAAGGAGACUCACUAGGAUUGGAGUCAUCUGGAGACAGCUCUUCAGAUGAAAGACGCAAGCCGCUCGAGCUCGAAGGAGCAGGAUGGAGAAGAUGGCACCGCAAAUGCACCCAGUGUCCCGAAGACAUGGCCAAGAAGUGGCGCGACCCAACCAUCAAGUGGAUCUGCGGCGGGUACCAGCGCGCGCGCCGCUCCUUCAAGAGCGAGUGCAUGAUGUACUAUAGGAACUGCCAGGAUGGCACUAUGUUCGUUAAAAUCCACGACCACCGUUGCGACGAAACGGCGGUCGGCUACAGGGGUGGUCGGCACUUCUUCUACGAUUACCAGGUCAAACUGCCGGAUGACACCAGCGGAAAGAGCACCGAGACCGAAACCGACAGCGAGUCGUCCGACGUCAGCUCCAUUAGAAAAUUGGAUAGCGGGGACGCUUGA
Molecule: messenger RNA, 508 nt
Organism: Cydia fagiglandana
Lineage: Eukaryota; Metazoa; Arthropoda; Insecta; Lepidoptera; Tortricidae
Exons: 4
Coding region: 11-508 (165 amino acids)
Source: RefSeq, a predicted model, not a curated record